Messenger RNA from Rhinichthys klamathensis goyatoka, 1706 nucleotides. It is a transcript of the gene rmp64, whose product is annotated as nucleolus and neural progenitor protein. Gene Ontology annotation, biological process: positive regulation of Notch signaling pathway. The record is from RefSeq and is a predicted model, not a curated record. The coding region runs from base 40 to 1623 and encodes 527 amino acids. The transcript is spliced from 9 exons. NCBI's taxonomy places the organism in Eukaryota, Metazoa, Chordata, Actinopteri, Cypriniformes, Leuciscidae. Gene Ontology annotation, cellular component: nucleus.
UUUCUCGAGUCCCCGGCACUCCGGCAGUCAACUGUAAACAUGGCGCAGGAACCCUGGAAUAAAAUUUAUAUUCCUUUUCCAAGUGCUGUUUCUUCGAUUCGAAUCCCUUUUACUGAUUCAACGGAUAUCUUGAUUAACUGUCUGCUGGCUGACUGUGAGACAGUGUUGACCCUGUUAUGUAGUGAAGUUCUGCAGACAGAAAUCCGUGUGCUCUACGAACUACUUUACGUUUUGAACAACGGCUUCAGACAACACAAGCCAUUCCGAGCAUUAAAACAGGUUGAACAAUGUGUAAACCGCUUAAAAGAGAUGAAGUUACAAGCAGCAGUAGAAGAUCUGCAGGAACUGUGUCCAAACAAAUUUCAGAGGGAUGCUGGAUUAGAGGUUGGCGAGUGUAAUGUUCCCAGUCAGCCCAUGUUGGAGUGGCUCUGUCUCAAACUACUUGGAGCCUCGAGUCUUUCAGCCCGAACGCUGGAGCGGUGCACCCAGGCUUUCAUACUGACACGACAGCACCUGCAGCUGCGCGAGUUCAUUGUGCUGAAUGUGGUGAUGCUCAGCAUGCUCAGUCGUCUCUGGGUAUUCUUCAGAGGUAUUCUGAGAGCCCUCAUCCCCAUGUACAAAAGAGCCACUGAACUCCUUCAGAAGGUGUCACAGUCCAAGCCCAUGGCCUACCUGACCGACUUCACCCUGCCUGGAGACCUGAAAGACUUCCUGUGCCUCGCACACCCUGAUCUACUGAUGGAAGAAGGCACCAAAGACCUUUUAAAGGUCCCAAGGCCAAGCAAGUCCAAAUUAUCUGUCCUUUGCAGGUUGUUUGGGGACAGAGGGCAAGAAGAGAAUAAUGGAGAAGAGGAGCGAGAGAUGAUGCCAAUAUUUUCUGCUGGUUAUGAUGAAGGUUCUAGUCUGGAUCUGGGGGCUGCAGUUUUACAACAACAGCCAGAUGUCUCACCCUAUGGACUGGAGAUGAAGGUUGUGCUUCCACAAUCUUGUAAAACCACCAAACAGAUGUCUCUGGAUCCACAGAUGAAAUCGGACUUCUCAAGCCAAAUUGCAGUCUGUCAGAAGAGGAAGUUCUUGGAGUCAUUGGAGAAGGUGUCCUCGUUCAGAAACAUGGCUGCCCAUCUGAAGGAAGUGAUGCACUGGUGCCGGAGCUGUAAGUUUCAUCGAGAGCGUAAGCACCUGGCCUUCUUGCGCCUGAAGUGUCUGAGGAUGGAAAGUCUGGAAGCUGAAGGUGUCAGGGUGGAGAAGAGUUUGAAGAAGUUUAAGCUAGAAUUUCAAAAGGCAUUGAUGCUUCCAAAGACUCUCCCACCAAAACGUUCCUGUUCCUUCACUGCACUUUGGAGAACUCGAUGGCACCUCAGAACCUUCAUGGCACGCAACAGAACUAUCAGAUCUAGAUCUGCAUAUACCAGGAUGUGGUCUAAAACAGUUAAAAACUUGUCUGUGUCAUUGAAACAUGUGAGGAACUGCAGCCAACCACAACAAUUCCCAAAAAAAGAAGUGUCAAGAAACAAUAUGGCACCUGGAGCCAAGGAAGAAAAAAUGGACUCACAGACUGUCUUGCCGAAACCAAAUAUCCAGAAGAAUGAUAUUGAUGAUAUUUUUGAAUUCUUUGGAUUUUAAGUUGUACUAUAUGUAGGUUGAAUGCAUCAAUGUUAUUAUGUCUAAAAAACCUAGGCACAAAAAGUAACCUCUGAUCACUGUGA